Molecule: messenger RNA, 1933 nt
Organism: Asterias rubens (European starfish)
Lineage: Eukaryota; Metazoa; Echinodermata; Asteroidea; Forcipulatida; Asteriidae
Exons: 7
Coding region: 303-1808 (501 amino acids)
Biological process (GO): signal transduction
Molecular function (GO): protein binding
Source: RefSeq, a predicted model, not a curated record
CUACUACUUUAGCUUGAGGAUUGUUAUUAACUGCACCACCAAGGAGUGAGUUCUUGAAUUGGUCUCAACGUUUGGACUAACUUUCUCUAGUCAGAAGACUGGACUAUACAGUUAUUCUUUGCAUCAUAUUGGAGCUCCACACUGGAGUGAAACCUUUGUCAUGUGAUUCUUGGAUUUGUAUAAGAGUACUAGAUAUGGUUGUCUCUAGACUCUAAGCCUGAAUCAAACAGAGUUAAGCUUUACAUACUGAGAUUUCUAAAGACUAUGGUAUGAUUCUUUUAUGAUUGAGAUCCAAUGUCACCAUGAUGGCAUCUCAUGACCAACUGCUUAUGCCUCGCAUUACCCUUCUUGCAAUUGUCAAUAUCGGAGUAUUUUUGGACCCACGGUCGCCUUCGAGGCAAGAUUGGCGUGUGCUAGCCUCACUCCUCGGGUUUCCAGAUAUCUGGAUUCAGAAUGUUGAAUGUAAAUGUCUUCCAACUGGUAAGUCACCCACUGCUCAUGUUCUGCGGGCGUGGCAGCAAGGCUUUCCAGUUCUUCAACCUCUCCCUGUUCAACAUCUUAUCGAUUGUUUGGAGAGGAUGAAGCGGAUAGAUGCAGCCUCUCGUAUUAAACAAAUGAUGGCGAAUGAGAGUUUCCUGGACCCAGAAACAACCUUGACUUACUGCCCAUCUGGGAGGGUGCCAAAGAGUCACCAAACACGCUGUUAUUCUUGUCAGUCAGGGCAACAAACAUCACAAAUAAACGACUCUACGGUACGAAGCAAAAGAAUCGCUCAAGAGAACUCAUACCAUGGACCUAGUCAGUCAUUCCUCCGACAGAGUCGUCAAGAAAGAUGCUUUGAUUGUGAGCAGAGAGUGACCACUCCAACAUGUGAGCAUCAGCUAACAUCACAGACCUACCACCAGCCUCAUUGGCCAAAAAAUGGCCAGAGCGUGGUUUCACUUUCCUCCGUCAUCAGUGAAAACUUUCCUCCGUCAUCAGAAAACUUACAAAUACCUUCCCAUCGGAAUAACACGAUGACAUGGCCUUUUAAGAAGGGAGACGGUAUGAGAGGGGAGCUGCAUCAGUGCCAGUUUCAACCCGUAGAGCAACAAGCUUGUACUCAUCAAGACAUAAACUAUCAGCAAGAUGGUGAGAGACUGGAUAGUAGACCCUUUCAUUCAUUGGUUUCAACAACAUCAGCGGAUGGUCCUCGUUAUGAUAGUGCAGUGCGAGGACCCUGUUCAGAAGGUACAGUGGAUUGCAUGAUGAUGGAGAACCCUACAAGAGCCUCGCCCAACCAAUUGGAAAAUUUGAUGGGAACAGACGCUUCUAUGCUAAUCACUUAUGCGUACAAGAACUUCAAGCCUGCGCAUAAACUUGCUGCAGUACUAAAGAGCAAGGGGCAUGGUAAAGUCGAAGUGGAUACUAACAAAGGACCUAUACGGGAGGCAUUGUUUAACUCGGUGACCUAUGUAAUUAUCAUCUACACUCAAGAUUAUAUCAAAGAAGUGUCUGAAAGAAAUGUUGAAACCCCUCUGAACACUCGUGCCAUUUAUCAUCUGAUGGCUGAAGAAUUCAAGAGAUGCGGGAAAAGAAAUCUUCGUUUUGUUCCGAUCCGUGACUGCGCCAAGAUUGAUCGUGACUCCAUGCCACUGUUUCUGAGGGAUUACCCAAGGGCCCAGACUCAGUACAUCUGUAGGCUUCUCGAAGAAAGCCCGCAGGAAACCCCCAGACGAGAAAACCCCAGACGAGAAACCCCGGAGCGAGAAACACAGGGACAAGUCUCAAUACAGAGGAAGGUGUGGGUGACGAGUCCGAGCGGAUAAGAGCACCAAACUCAAGCUCUGGUAUUAAUUUGGGUUUUUUACCCAUACACCAAUCUGUAUAAUACCUUCCUCACUCAUACAAUGUUCAACAACAUUGGAAACUCAACCACAAAUAUGGCGGUUUA